This is a messenger RNA of Prosopis cineraria, 1874 nucleotides long. Its product is annotated as histone-lysine N-methyltransferase ASHH3. NCBI's taxonomy places the organism in Eukaryota, Viridiplantae, Streptophyta, Magnoliopsida, Fabales, Fabaceae. The coding region runs from base 436 to 1488 and encodes 350 amino acids. Gene Ontology annotation, biological process: regulation of DNA-templated transcription. Gene Ontology annotation, cellular component: chromatin; nucleus. The record is from RefSeq and is a predicted model, not a curated record. Gene Ontology annotation, molecular function: histone H3K36 methyltransferase activity; protein binding. The transcript is spliced from 15 exons.
AGCUGGAAAGUAGUACCUGGUACCUUCGCUGGUUAUCAAGUACAUCUCUUCCAAUCUCAAAUUCAACACCUUCAUUUUUUUUUUUUGUUUUGCUCUUCUCCCUCCCGUUACGCCAAAUCAUUCUACAUUCUUCGUCUUCCUCUCAAAUCUCAUCGCUACUCUCAUUGUCAACCGCCUUGUUGCGACUUGUUCUACGGAUCCGGGAUCCUGCAGAGGCAUUCGUGUGUUCGAUGAAAAGCUACACAUCCCUGUAUAUGAUUAGAGAAGUUUUCUUAAUCGAUAUUACUGUCUCGGAAAGUUUUCCAUUUACAUUUUGAGAUAUUGAUUUUCAAUAUCCAAAUUUAUGGUCUGAGCCUGUGUUGAGAUAUUGAGAUCAAACCUGAUCACAAUACUAUUCAGUUUUUAUCAAGUGACUCCACCAGAGGCAAUGCCAGCAUGCCUGCCAUGAAGAAGAAUUCUGAGCAGAGUCGGUUAGGUCUUGUAUUCAACAAGUUGAUGAAUGAGAUGGGAGAUCCUGUUGAUUUUGAACUUCCAGAUUGGUUUAGUAAGUGGAAGGCAGUGCCAUACGUCUCUAUAAAGCGCAAUAUAUAUGUUGCAAAGAAGGUAAAGAGAAGACUUGAUGAUGAUGGCAUAUUCUGUUCCUGUACUCCCUCCCCUGGGUCUUCUAGUGUUUGUGGUAAAUAUUGCCAUUGUGGGAUGCUUAUGUCUAGCUGCUCUUCAGGCUGUAAAUGUGGGAGUUCUUGUCUCAAUAAACCAUUUCAGAAUCGGCCUACAAAAAAGAUGAAAUUGGUUCAGACCGAGAAAUGUGGCUCUGGAAUUGUGGCGGAUGAAGAUAUCAAGCAAGGGGACUUUGUCAUUGAAUAUGUUGGAGAAGUCAUUGAUGACAAAACAUGUGAACAAAGGCUUUGGAAUAUGAAACAUCGGGGGGAGACAAACUUCUACUUGUGUGAAAUUAACCGAGAUAUGGUGAUCGAUGCAACAUAUAAGGGGAACAAAUCAAGAUAUAUAAAUCAUAGUUGCUGCCCCAAUACGGAGAUGCAGAAAUGGAUAAUUGAUGGCGAAACAAGAAUUGGCAUAUUUGCAACACGUGACAUAAGGAAGGGCGAGCAUCUUACUUAUGAUUAUCAGUUUGUUCAAUUUGGUGCAGAUCAAGAUUGCCACUGUGGUGCUGCUGAGUGCAGGCGUAAGUUGGGGGUCCGACCUACAAAGCCUAAGACAUUGUCAGAUGCUGCACUAAAAUUAGUCGCAUAUCAGGUUUAUCAGAAUGGAGGCUUGCAUAUUGGACAUUCUCAUGCUAUCGGUGUACCAAAGAACUCACACAAUUGCAUUGGAGAAAUUAUUAGGAUAAAUCACCCCACGGAUGAGAGGUGUUUUGGGAUUAUAAAGCGGUUCGAUAAAUAUUCCAAAAAACACACUAUUAUGUUUGAAGAUGGUGAUGUUGAAUUUAUCGACUUGUCAGAAGUAGAUUGGGAACUUGUGAGAUUAUGAUGCAAUUGUAGGGCUUUUGCAUGGCCCACACUAUAGUGUGCUGGAAAUAACAAUUCAUCAGCAAAUCCGGGUUGCAUGGCUAGCACAACGCCUCAUCUUGCACCUUCGUCUGGGUUUGGGCAAUUGUUGUAUCAAAUGUAUUCUACCUUUCUUUUGUUUUUGUUCCUUUGCCAAAUUCAGUUUUCUUUCUUCCCAUUUUUUAUACUCAAAUGAUUUAGGAGUCAGAGAUCAGUUAGUUGAAUCAGUUAGUUGAUCAAGUGAAAAGAAUACUGUAUCAUUAUGAAUUCUUGUAACCUGAGGAUUAUGAUUGGGUUCAAUAAGAAAGGCAUCCUGAUGUGUUGUAAGGAUUUUCUUGGUGAUAAACUAUGGCUUAUUGCUUAUUCAAA